This is a messenger RNA of Phymastichus coffea, 1000 nucleotides long. It is a transcript of the gene viaf, whose product is annotated as viral IAP-associated factor homolog. The transcript has 5 exons. The coding region runs from base 148 to 864 and encodes 238 amino acids. Gene Ontology annotation, biological process: protein folding. Lineage: Eukaryota; Metazoa; Arthropoda; Insecta; Hymenoptera; Eulophidae. Gene Ontology annotation, cellular component: cytoplasm. The record is from RefSeq and is a predicted model, not a curated record.
CUCAUUUUCCGUCAGUCUAUUCUGCUCUGUGUUUACUUUAUUACUGUAAUUGUGUAAUUUCUUUGACAUUAUUUUUAUAUAACAAUUAAAUUAUUAUACGCAUAAUAUUGCAAAUCGUAUAUUUUUACGUUUCUCUUAUAUUACAAAAUGCAAAACCCAAAUGAAGACACUGAAUGGAAUGACAUUCUUCGAGCAAAAGGCAUUAUUCCAGAAAAAAAGAAGGAUGCAGAAGUGACUGAAGAUCAAAUUGUGGAAAUGUUGGAGAAUACAAUAAAUCAAAAAACAGGGAUAGUAAAAAAUCAUUUAAAUGAUAAAACAUUGGAUGAGUUGGAUGAAUUAGAAGACGAAGAAGAUGAAAAAGUAAUACUUGAGUACAGACAAAAAAGGAUAGCAGAAAUGAGAGAACUUGCUAGCAAGUCUAAAUAUGGCAGUGUGACAGAAAUUUCUGCUCAAGACUACGUGCAAGAAGUUAACAAAGCUGGAGAAGAUAUUUGGGUUAUUUUACAUUUAUACAAAUCAGGAAUACCUCUGUGUUCACUAAUAAAUCAAUACUUAUCAUCUUUGGCAAGAAGAUUUCCUACUAUUAAAUUUUUGAAGAGUAUAUCAACAACAUGUAUACCAAAUUAUCCAGAUAUAAACCUUCCUACUAUAUUUGUAUAUCAAAAUGGAAACAUGGUUAAGCAGUUUGUUGGCCCAAUUGAGUUGAGAGGAAUGAAACUUACGGAAAAAGAACUUGAAUGGAUGCUUGGUAAAGUGGGUGCUGUUCCCACAAAUAUUAAAGAAGACCCCAAACCUAAAGUACGCGACAUAUUAUUUUCAAAAUUGGGAAUGGAUCAAAAUAGUCUUGAAGACGGUAAUGAUUGAUGACUUUAUUUGUUUAUCUGUUUGAGAUUUCUUGUUGUAUAACAAUGUAAUUCAACAAUUUGUAUUUUAAAGCCUAUUUGUAUCAAAUUACAGAAUUUUUAUCAUACUGCUAAUAAAGGUAUUUAAAAAAAUGCGG